UGGUCAAAGCGACGUACACCAUUCCGCCGAAGAACAUCCCACACACUCAUCAACAACAAUGGCAAACCCUAGUCUGUUUUGGUAACACUUUUUUUUAUAGGAGCAACAAGGUUGGAAACUGUGUGUUCACACCUGAUAUAACUCCUAAAUUACCGCGCUGUUUUUAAAGACGCGUAUGCUCGUUUGUGGCUACGUUUUCGUUCUACAUUUUUCCUGAAAAUGUGCGAGGCGCUCACACAGGCUGUGCAUGUGUGUCCCUGCUGCCUUUCUGCUGGGCUACUGCUGCUAACCUAGCUGCUUCUUUUUUACACGGUGGUUAGCCUCCGUUAGCCUGGCCGCGUUUAUCAACUAGUAGAAGAAACAAAAGAUACAGACGAAUGUAAAGCCUGUUCGUGCUGUUUGAUUUGCAAAAACAGCCCCGAACUAAUCACCUAUUGUCGCUGUCGGGUAAGGGAAUAAGUGUUGUAUGAUUUAUCGUGGAAAACACUUUGCUGGCUAGCUAAUAGGCUAGCUAUUUGAUUGUGUUCGUCGACUGAGGAAAACGGCGAGUUUUCUUUGAAAGUAUGGAUGAUCAGACUAGGAUGCUGACGGGUCUCACCGGACUCGGUGGACUAUCACAGCCCGAUGUCGGUGAUCCGGACUCGGUCCGGAAACAACAGUCCCUCGGUCAGCCGCAACAAGACAUUGGAGAUAUUCUACAGCAAAUAAUGGCCAUCACCGACGAAAGCCUGGACGAAGCACAGGCCAGAUCCUGGCCAGAGGAAUCGCCAGCGCAUUGGGGUGGAUCAGACGACCCCACAGAGGGAGGGAGAGCAGGGGGGGGCAUGGCAGGGGGUGGCCUGCCACUCAACUUCCAGCACAGGAAGCAUGCCCUGAACUGUCACAGAAUGAAACCAGCACUCUUCAGCGUUCUUUGUGAGAUCAAAGAAAAGACAGUUCUGAGUAUACGAGGUGUACAGGAAGAAGACCCCCCAGACCCCCAAAUCAUGCGGUUGGACAACAUGUUGCUUGCAGAGGGCGUGUCGGGACCAGAGAAAGGCGGGGGAUCGGCUGCAGCCGCUGCAGCCGCAGCCGCAGCAGGGGGCUCACCCACCGACAGCAGCAUUGAACACUCUGACUACAGAGCCAAACUUGCCCAGAUCCGUCAGAUAUAUCAUUCUGAGCUGGAGAAAUAUGAACAGGCCUGCAGUGAAUUCACCAACCAUGUAAUGAACCUGCUGAGGGAGCAGUCUCGCACACGGCCCAUCUCUCCCAAGGAGAUUGAACGCAUGGUGGCCAUAAUCCACCGUAAAUUUAGCUCCAUCCAGAUGCAGCUCAAACAGAGCACCUGCGAGGCAGUCAUGAUUUUGCGCUCACGCUUCCUUGAUGCCAGGCGUAAGAGGCGCAACUUCAACAAGCAAGCUACAGAAGUACUGAACGAGUAUUUCUACUCCCACUUGUCUAACCCCUACCCCAGCGAGGAAGCAAAGGAGGAACUGGCCAAAAAGUGUGGGAUCACUGUGUCUCAGGUCUCUAAUUGGUUUGGCAACAAGAGAAUACGCUACAAGAAGAACAUCGGUAAGUUCCAGGAAGAAGCUAAUCUGUACGCGGUUAAAACGGCGGUGGAUGCUGCGAAUGUGUCAGCGCAAGCCAGUCAGGCUAACUCUCCAGCAACACCCAACUCAGGUGAUACCUACCUUGGCCAACGUUCCCUCAAUGGUGAGGGUCUCAACUUUACCCCCUCUCUACAGCUGCAGGUGGAUACCCUGCACCGUGCUACACACCUGACGGGCGGCUAUGAGGAGUUGUCAAGCAGUGGCCUCUUCACCCCUCAUCGCCUGGAUGCUAACAGCUGGCAGGACACCACCAACCCACCCUCGGUUACGUCCCCUCCUGGUCCUCCUGGCAGCGUCCACUCUGACACUUCCAACUGAUCUGGUGGCUUUACCUGCCUUCUCUUUAUUCCCACUGUGGUCUGCUGUUAAAAUCAUCUUGUAUUCCGAUUUUUUUUCUUUUUUUUUCCAUUUCUCCCCUGUGAACAGGCCACAUGAAGUUGUAUACACAUUUCAUUCACACUUGCUGUUCUGGACCACAGGACAGCUGUACAGUAGCUGGGAGGAAAUGCUCCUUUCACCUUCAUUCCAGUUCUCCGCUCUUUAAAAGUUAAAAAGGGGAAUGGAGCUCAGAGACAUAAAGAAAAACAUCCUUAUUGUCAAGGACUUUGGGGAAAAAAAAAAACAAAAACACAUCCAGCUGUGUAGAUGAUCAUGAUGUCUGUACAUUAUGUGUAUAUGCACGUUAACUUUACACAGUACUCCCACGGCUUGUUCAUGUGCUGUUUGACCUUUACACUCAACUCUUUGCUUUGGGAAACUGUGUGUAAUUGCCCGUAUCUGCUGAAGCCUUGGCAUCUGACAGCCAAACUGUGGUUACAGACCACCAGGGAGCUCUGCUCACCUUGCUUGUACCAAAGUGCUGCCCCAGUGUUCCUCUGAGAUUACCCUCUGCCUACUCAACACAAGACACUGUUGCAUCAAUGUAUCCUUCUGUUAGGAUUUUAAGGUGAGCAACUGUCCCCAAAACGUACGGCUCACAACUUGUCAGCUGUUCUCAUUAUGAGCCGACAUAAACGAUGUGUCAAGCACAGAUUUUAGCAUCCUUGCUAUGGGUUUCUACCUUUCUAGAAAGGUGAGGGGGAUCACUGCUCUGAACCAGGCAGGACAAGAGAUGGUAGGGCUGGUGUGAAGAGAAUAGGAGAACAUCUUUGGUUGAGCAUAUGUAACCAAUAGCUCUUUCCACUGCUAACCCAUAGAGGGUGUUAGUAGAUGGCUUGUAGACUUUACUUCUUUCUUUCUGUCCACUAGUUUAUUUGAUUGUAGACUAUUAUCUAAUGCUGUUUCACCAAGAAUGCACCAGCCACCACCAAAAAUUAGCUCAAUACGACAUCUUUAUGACAAACGGAAGGGUGGAAAGAUCGCAAGGCAUCGAUGUAUUACUGGAACAAAUGUGACAUGAACUUAGAAAUGUGACUGUCUUCCAUGCAUGUAGGACUUCUAGGUGUUAUACUGUUUUUCAUUUCCGUUUUUAGCUUAAUUUGUAUUAACGAGAAAAAAAAAAUUAAUACAUAAAGGUAAAACUAUUACAGUCAGACCAAAACCAAAAAAAAGUGCAUCACAUGUUGAUGUGUCUGUGUGGACGUGUAAAAGGUUCCUGGGAUAUAUCUUAGUCAAAACUGGCUGGUGCUCCUUCGAACUUUGUAAGCAUUAUGUAGACUGGGUGCUUCCACCAGCUGACGACACGCAAAGUGGGGUUCAAAUUAGAUUUCUUCCCCAUCUUGAAACUUAAGCUUGUGAGCCUGAGGCAACAUGUUAACAACCUGAUGUUGUACCAAAACCAAAUAUACAAAGUUCAGCAAUGUAAUAAUGCUACUUUUUUUAAACAUUGGUGCACAGUCGCCUUUUACAUUUGAGGAGAGGAGGGAAUUCUGUUUGUACCUGUGUCUCUUUGUGGUGUUGUCAUGCCUCAAGUUGGUUUCUUUUUGUUUGUUUUUGUUUUAAAUGGGGCUUCAUAAAUGAUGGGUGAAGUGAACACUCAUCACUCCUGUGAUUUGAUUGAGCAUAAAAUAAAUGCUCUGCCUUUUCUUUAUUCUUUAAUACCAUCUCGUAAAAAAAACCCAUCUUUUUAUGUUCCAUGGCCGAUUGGGCAAGGGCUUCUCUCUCUCCUCUGUUACCAAAAAAAAAGAGGCAGCACUGGGUGUAGUAAAACUCUUAAUUUGUGUGUAGGACAAAACCUGCCACAUUUUGCCGAUUUCCAUUCGUUAAAGCUGUUUUAUACGUUAAAGAUUACGUGAAUAACAAAGCGUUUUGAUAGUAAGGUAAAGCCUUAUUAAGAUUUGUCAUGAAAGAGUUUGUUUGAACCAUGUCACAAAAACAGAAGCUGAGCUUGAAAGCCGGUCACAUGUUAUCUUUCACAUUUCAUUUCCUGUUGUCUCACGCAGCAGCUUGUUAUUGCUGCGUCUCGAGUAAUGGCGUCGUCACACCAAAUUAUCAUGCCGCCCCUUUUUUUUUUCUACUUGUUGUAAUGGAUGUCACUGUACAGUUUGUGUAAUGUUUCAGUACAUUUUCUUUUUCUUUUAUAAAACUUUGUUUGGUUGAGAUAUCUACUGUUUCACAGGAUUCACGCUAACUCUUUAUUGGCUUUGAAUAUUAUUUAGAUCUUUUGUUACAUAACCAAGUUGCAGUGUAGGAUGAACAAAUGUAAUGCGGUGCUGUGGAACUAUUUAUUUUUUUUAUUUUCCUAUAACCAUUUUGUCCCCCUUUUUAAUUUUCCACAUUGGGUUUGCUUUUACUUCUUGAACGCUUCAACGACAAGUUUCCCUCGUUUGUUGCCUCGGUGAUUUGCCACUAUUGCCAUUCACCUCAAUUUAUUACAGCAGAAACAUCAAUGCCUAAAUACUUGAUGUCAAUAUAUACACUUUGUGAGCUCAUGCAUUUUGCAGCAGCGUUGUAAACUCAAUAAAAAUAAUCUUAUUGUAAACUAACAAGUAUUUUGAUCAUUCGACUGGUUUAGUUCCACAGCACCAAAUGUCUUUGUAAACCUUCAUUUGUUUGUUUUUAUUAGUAUAUUUGUAUCUCCCUCUUUCCCUUGUAUUUACCCCUCUCUCUACCUCUGUCUUUCCAUUUCUCUUGUAUAUAACCCCACUGUUUUCAGACUUGUGAGUCUGUAUGAACUCCUUUUAUACCUCAACUUUAGAAUUGAUCUAGAAAGAGUAAAACAAAACGGAAGAAUAUGACAAAAUUGUAGUGUUCUUAUUAGAAAAUUAAUAAAAAAAAACAAUUUAGUGUGAUUAUUUUUUUUCGGUAUUUCAUUUUAGGAGUGUUUCAUUUUAUAAGUUGUCACAAAUGCUCUUGUGAUAGUCAAAUGUAAUAAAAGGAGAGAUUGCACCAUC
Messenger RNA from Poeciliopsis prolifica (blackstripe livebearer), 4927 nucleotides. RefSeq names its product pre-B-cell leukemia transcription factor 4 (gene pbx4). The coding region runs from base 564 to 1913 and encodes 449 amino acids. The transcript is spliced from 10 exons. Gene Ontology annotation, biological process: neuron development; eye development; embryonic organ development. Lineage: Eukaryota; Metazoa; Chordata; Actinopteri; Cyprinodontiformes; Poeciliidae. Gene Ontology annotation, cellular component: nucleus. The record is from RefSeq and is a predicted model, not a curated record. Gene Ontology annotation, molecular function: RNA polymerase II cis-regulatory region sequence-specific DNA binding; DNA-binding transcription factor activity, RNA polymerase II-specific.